Tetranychus urticae (two-spotted spider mite) is the source of this 1555-nucleotide messenger RNA. NCBI's taxonomy places the organism in Eukaryota, Metazoa, Arthropoda, Arachnida, Trombidiformes, Tetranychidae. The record is from RefSeq and is a predicted model, not a curated record.
UCCAAGAAAAAAACAUCAGUUCUAAUUGAGUUAAUUACGUGAAUAAGUUCAAGUUUAUUUAUCAUUUCAAAAUGAAAUUCAUUGCUCUCUUUGUUAUUGUUGCUUUUUGCUCAACUGUUAUUAAUGCCAGUCCAAAACGAAUAAUCGAUAGUAAUGACAUUGAUGUCAAGUCUAACCAAUACGAUUAUUCAACUCCAACCUUAUACCUCAACAAUGAGGAUGACCGAUACGAUCAAACAACUCCAGCCCCAGACAACAUCAAAAAGGAUCAUCGAUAUGAUCCCUCGACUCCAGCUUCAUACGUCCCCUCAUCUCCAGCCUCAUACGAUCCCUCAACUCCAGCCUCGUACGACGAUAAAGAGGUUCACCAGUCCAGUCCCACAACUGAAGGAUCAGACAGCAUCAAAGAGGAUCAUCGAUAUGAUCCCUCGACUCCAGCCUCAUACGAUCCCUCAACUCCAGCCUCAUAUGUACCUUCAUCUCCAGCCUCGUACGACGAUAAAGAGGCUCACAGUCCCACAACUGAAGCAUCAGCUAACCACAACGAAACUCAUCGAUUCAAUCCCACAACUACAGCUUCAUACAACUUCAAUGAGACUCAUCAAUUUAAUCACUCAACUCCAUCCUAUUACAACGUAAACGAGACUCAUCACUUCAACCACUCAACUCCAGCCUCAUACAACUUCAACGAGACCCAUCGAUUCAACCACUCGAUUCCAUCCUAUUACAACUAUAACGAGACUCACCGAUACAAUCACUCAAUUCCAGCCUCAUUCAACUUCAAUGAAACUCACCGAUACAAUCAUUCAAUACCAUCCUAUUACAACUAUAACGAGACUCAUCACUUCAAUCACUCAAUUCCAGCCUCAUACAACUUCAAUGAGACCCAUCGAUUCAACCAUUCAAUACCAGCUUAUUACAACUAUAACGAGACUUACCAAUUCAACCACUCAAUUCCAGCUUAUUACAACGUAAAUGAGACUCAUCGAUUCAACCACUCGAUUCCAGACUAUUUUGGACAAAAUGCAACUUCUUACAACAACGAUGUUUACAACAGAUCCAUGCAAUUAGAAAACAUUUCCAAUCCAAUUUAUUCCAACAAUAUGACUUUGAACUAUACAAUGCAAAACUCACCCAUUUAUCAAAACGCUAAAUAUCAUCAACUCAACUCUACGGAUCUUUUCAAUAGCACUAAAUCAAAUAUGACAGAAGUUGACAUCUACUCAUUACCUACCAUUAAUGAAGUAAAAUCAUUGCUGUCUGAUCUUCGUACUAUUAAAUCUUCUUUGGAAAGCAAAUUAAAUGAUUUAAGUGCUUUAACAAACCAUGAGCUUCACCAGGCUGCACACAAGCACACUGAAAAAGAGGAAAUCAAAGUCACCGAGACCAAGUCAAGAACAGAGAAAAAAGGUAACUCUGAAAUCACUGAAAAUUUUGAAACGAAAAAGUAUAUCAACCGAGAAAAAAGCUGGGAUGAAUGAAUACAACAAUCACUUUCAACUUUAAAAGUGUUUCUAUUUUCUUGAAAAAAUUAAUAAAAUGAUUGCAUAUUAAA